Molecule: messenger RNA, 4846 nt
Organism: Homo sapiens (human)
Lineage: Eukaryota; Metazoa; Chordata; Mammalia; Primates; Hominidae
Gene: ZNF25
Product: zinc finger protein 25
Exons: 8
Coding region: 1030-2292 (420 amino acids)
Biological process (GO): negative regulation of transcription by RNA polymerase II; regulation of DNA-templated transcription
Cellular component (GO): nucleus
Source: RefSeq, a predicted model, not a curated record
GUCUUCUUUCUGGCAUUGGCGUUUUUUUGGUCUUACGCCCUAGGGUGGGGAGAGGACUCCGGUGCCUCCGGGUCUGGGCUGGGCCGCAAAGGGCGGGGCCUGGGCCCGGCGCGGGCCGGGAGCAGAGGCCGAGACCCUGCAGGUGUGUCGAAGGCUUUUGCGGGCGGGCAGGGCCUGGGAGGCGGGGUCUCGAGCCUGGAAGCCGCCUCCUGGCCCCGGAGCGGCCUCCGCGGAGGGCCCUGGGUGGGAGCCGCCUGGUGGGGAGGUUGGCUGGCUGCGCUGGCGCCCCUGCCCGGAAUGGCGUUUGCGCGACCUGCUUGAGGGGCGGCCAGAGGAGGCCUGCGGUGCUGGGCAGUGGGCGCCCGGAGCAGCCGCAUUGUGUGACGUGACCGGAGCCGCCAUGUGAGGCGCGCUGGCCGCUGCAGACGCGGCGCUCCAAAGCCGCAGGGACGUGGGCUCUGGUCCAGCGUCUGUAGGUGGUCCCAGUGCGGCUCGACGCGCAUCUGGCAAAUGAUGGGGGCCUUUGGGUACUGAAUAGGGUAAUAGAUGUAAAGUAUGAUACAGGACUCAAUAAAGGUGAUUCCUGGGGCUGCCAGCUAAGGUCCCUUAUGAUUUCUGCUCUGGCUUUGCAGUUUUCAGCCUUUCCCAAGAGCAGCAGAAAAUGAACAAGUUCCAGUGUGCUUUUUGGCCAUUUGUAUAUACUGUCAUCAAUUGGUAUAUGCAGGUGAUUGGUUCCAGGACCCCUGCAUGUACUUAAAUCCACACAUACUCAAGUCCUACAGUCAGCCCUUCAGAACCCACGUGUGCAAAAAAUUGGCCCUCCAUAUGUGUGGGUUUCCAAUCUUGCAAAUACUACAUUUUCAAUCUAUGUUAGGUUGAAAAUAAUCUGCAUCCAAGCCUGUGUUGUUCAAGGAAGAAUCCAUUGCCAAAUUCAAGGGACCCGUGACAUUAAAGGAUGUUAUUGUGGAAUUCACCAAGGAAGAAUGGAAGUUACUGACCCCUGCUCAGAGGACUCUGUAUAAGGAUGUGAUGCUGGAAAACUAUAGUCACCUUGUCUCAGUGGGUUACCAUGUGAAUAAGCCAAAUGCAGUCUUCAAGUUGAAGCAAGGAAAAGAGCCAUGGAUAUUAGAAGUAGAAUUUCCACAUCGGGGCUUCCCUGAAGACCUAUGGAGCAUUCAUGAUCUAGAAGCAAGAUACCAGGAAAGCCAAGCUGGAAAUUCAAGGAAUGGAGAACUCACAAAACAUCAGAAAACUCAUACCACAGAGAAAGCCUGUGAAUGUAAGGAAUGUGGGAAGUUCUUCUGCCAGAAGUCUGCCCUCAUAGUACAUCAGCAUACUCACUCAAAGGGCAAAUCCUAUGACUGUGAUAAAUGUGGGAAAUCUUUCUCUAAAAAUGAAGACCUCAUAAGACAUCAGAAAAUUCACACGAGAGAUAAAACCUAUGAGUGUAAAGAAUGUAAGAAAAUAUUUUACCACCUAUCAUCUCUCAGUAGACAUCUGAGAACCCAUGCAGGAGAGAAACCCUAUGAAUGUAAUCAGUGUGAAAAAUCCUUCUACCAGAAACCACAUCUCACAGAACAUCAGAAAACACACACAGGGGAGAAACCUUUUGAAUGUACUGAAUGUGGGAAGUUCUUCUAUGUGAAGGCAUACCUCAUGGUACAUCAGAAAACACACACAGGGGAGAAACCCUAUGAGUGUAAGGAGUGUGGGAAAGCCUUUUCCCAGAAGUCACACCUCACAGUACAUCAGAGAAUGCACACAGGGGAGAAACCCUAUAAAUGUAAGGAAUGUGGGAAAUUCUUCUCUAGGAAUUCACACCUCAAAACUCAUCAGAGAAGUCACACAGGAGAGAAACCCUAUGAAUGUAAGGAAUGUAGGAAAUGCUUCUACCAGAAGUCAGCCCUCACAGUACAUCAGCGAACUCACACAGGGGAGAAACCCUUUGAAUGUAAUAAAUGUGGGAAAACAUUUUACUAUAAAUCAGACCUCACUAAACAUCAGAGAAAACACACAGGGGAGAAGCCCUAUGAAUGCACAGAAUGUGGCAAAUCUUUUGCUGUGAAUUCAGUCCUCAGAUUACAUCAAAGGACUCACACAGGAGAGAAGCCCUAUGCAUGCAAGGAAUGUGGGAAGUCCUUUUCUCAGAAGUCACAUUUUAUUAUACAUCAGAGAAAACACACAGGGGAGAAGCCCUAUGAGUGUCAGGAGUGUGGGGAAACCUUUAUCCAGAAGUCACAACUCACUGCACAUCAGAAGACACACACAAAGAAGAGGAAUGCUGAGAAGUAAGAUGAGUUGGGAAAUUCUCUUGACUGAAUUAAUCCUUCAAAACAAUCAGAUAAUUCACACAAGAGGUACACCUUAUGAAUCGCAUCAAUAGAGGGAAAUUUUCAGCUACAAUCUUUGCUCUCUCUGUGUAUCAGCAAAUACAUAGAGAGAUUCUGUACAUUUAUUUGGGAGAAAAUUUUAUCAUAUUUUAGGCUUUUCUAAAUAUUAGAUAAUAUAGAUGGCAGAAGUCAUGCAAAUUGUAAAACAGGAAGGAAACCUUUCAGAAGUCAUACUUUUGUUUUGCAACAUAGAAGUCACACAGGAGAAAAAUCCUGUAAGUAAAACGAAUGUCAAGACAUUUUCUGUCAGGGCAGCCAGCUGUAGACAUCCAAAAGCUCACAAAUGAGAAGCUCCUUGAGUAUCUAGAAAUCUCUUUACACAAUUGGAGCUCAUGUACUAGAGAAUUCAAAGGGAUAACUGCAAAGACACUGGUAGAUAUAGAAGCCUUUAUUAAGAAUUGAUGUUUCAUUCAAUUUCAGAUCACUGGUACUUGGAUAGAUAUUUUAAAUAUUUGGAAGGUGUUCAAUAAAAAUUCAAAUAAUUUGUACUGAGGGAAACAGUUAUACUACAAAUCAUGUUGCAGAUCUGAUGCCGAGAUUGCUCUAUUUUAAAAGGAAACCUGCAAAUGUCUACAUAUAUGAAGCUUUUAAAAAGCACAAGUUAUCAGGCAACAUCAUUAAACAUACAUUAAAUGUCUGUUAGCAUAUAGGAUUUUGUGCGUAUGUGAGUGUGCUAUAACAUGUAACUUGCGGAUGUUCAGCGUGCAUGUGGAAUCCAUCCAUAAUGGUACAUAGCGAAAUAAUAUAAUCUUAGUUCAGUAACUAUUAUGUGUAUGAAGAUGUUGCACAUUAAGUCUCAGUAGUGACUCUGGUUGUUAAUAUUUGUAUUGUAAGUGUAAUAUUCCUUUUAAAUUAUAAGGCAUCUUUUUAUCCUUUUUUGUGUUUGUAAAUGGAUAUAGACAGUGGUAAUAACUAAUCCUUCAAAAAUAAGUUAAAAUGUUUUUGUAAAAUUUUCAAAUGUCAGUCAAGUUUUGCAUUAGGGACACAUUUAUAUAUAGCAAAAGCCUGAGCUGUUUUUAAACAGCUAAAAACAGUAGUAUUUAUUACAAUCUCCACAAUGAAAACAAAUAGUGCAAUGUAAGAAAUAUUAUGUAUCUUACUGUUGAUGUGUGAGCAGGGAGCAGAGCUAUCUGCAUUUGUAUUUAGUGUGAGAGUCCUAAAUGUUCUUCACCAACUUUUUCUUCCUCAUAGAAGCAACAUGGCAUAGUUAAGGGUGUGGACUCUGGGCUCCUGCUGCCUGGGCCCCGAUUCCAGCAUGGGGCAUGCUACUUAAUAUCUCUGUGCCUCAGUUCCCAUCCCAUAAAAGAGUAGUGAUAGUGACAACAUCUUAGGAUUGCUUUGAGGUCUAAAUGAGUUAACAUUUUCAAAGCACUUAGAAUAGUGUCUGAGACACAAGAGCUAUAUGUUAGAGGUUAUCAUCAUUAUUUGUAUUUUGUGAAUUACGCUGCAAAAAAAAAAAAAAUGUUGGCUACCCAACAUUCAUUCCCCACCUUCUUGCUGCCAGUGCCUUGAUUUGGUUGUUUGUUGUUUGUUUGUUUUCCUACAAGUGAUUUAGGGGCAGAUCCUGACUACACUAAGUCAGGGUUUGACAAAUGACAGUCCAUCAGACAGAUCUGGCCCACUACCCAUUUUUGUAUCCUGCAAGCUAAGAAUGGUUUUAUAUUUCUAAAUGGUUGAAAGAAUCAAAGAAUAUUGUGACACAUGAAAAUUAUAUGAUAUUCAAAUUUCAGUGUCCAUAAAUAAAGUUUUGAAAACAUGAAUACAAACAAAAAACACCUAUUUAUGUUUGACCUGUGGCUGUCUUUGCACUACCCCAGCAGAGUUGAGUAGUUGUAGCAGACACCACAUGCCCUUGAGCCUAAGAUCUAGCACUUUACAAAGUAAGUUUUUCUGUUACUUAGAGCUGAAAAUAAAAGCAAUGUAGAGUUACGCUUUUAUAAGUAUUUCAUGUUUCAGAAAUGAUGCAUACAGCAAUUUGUAGGUGGGUGGUUUUUUGCAGUAUAUUUAUUUUGUGCAUUAUAUUUAUAUGUUAAGAGCCUGAGCUUAGAAGUAUUUUUUUCAAAGAAAUGUGUUUUUUACUUGCUAAAUUGUCAUAACAUCAAAACAAGAAAUUUCUUGAUGGAAUGUAGCAGUAAACAUAUGAAAUAAACAUUGUCUAAAUUAAGUCGAAUUGUUCAUUGAUACUGCCCCACAGUAUUCCUUUGUUUUCUCCCAAAUCAAUGGCCAGUUUUCCCUGUAUCAUUUUAUAAUUUUCUUUCUAUCCCAUAAGAUACCAUUGGUAAGUCAUACUUAGCUAACGUAACCCAAUAACAAAAAACUUACAAUACCCAAUUCCAUCAGCUACAUUACUAGUAAUCUAUAAAAUUAUUGCCUGCACUUCAUGUAAUUGUCAUAUGCUGCUACAAUCUAAACCUGCCAGCGUCUUACUUCCCCUUCCUAAUAAAGACUUUCAUUGA